CCUCAGAGCAGUUGGUUGGUGCUCGUCAGUCACUCGCCAGCAUCCCUCCAACGAAGCAACAUCGCCGCCAUCACACCACUACCACCACCCCCACCAUCACCACAUCAGCCUCUUGCUCACUCGACCCGUUGGCCUAAAUAACUCUAAUAUCGUCCAAUCUACCAGUUCCGUCGCUUGACAAACUCUGCCAGUAUGCCCUUGCAUGGCCCCCGCCGCCCGCUGCCCCUGGAGUGGGUGGCUGCGCCGAGGCUGUUCCAGUGUGCCGCCCUUGCCCACCCCAAGGCCCCCGCCCUACGUGACGCCGCCGACCCUGCCUGGCUCACCUACCACCAGCUGGACCGCGCCGCCAACAAGCUCGCCAGAUGUCUCCUGCGGCGUCUCCAUGGCGUGCCCUGCGCCAACCCCGACGGUGACAGAGUGGUGGCCGUGUGCUUCCCGCCCUCCGCCCGCCUCGUCACCGCUCUGCUCGCCAUUCAUAAGACAGGCGCAGCUUACCUCCCCCUCGACGUGACCUUCCCGGCGGCGCGCACGGCCCACAUCCUCGCCGACGCCCGCCCCGCCCUGCUCCUGGUACACGGCUGCCCCCAAGCGGCGGAGGUAGCGCUGGACCAGGGGACACCCGUGCUGCACCUCGAUGACCUGGCCGACGAGGUGAAGGCGUGCAGUGGCGAGACACUGGGCGAGAAGGAGGUGGGGACGCGGCUCUCUGGUGACUCCAUCGCCGUCAUCCUCUACACGUCGGGCUCCACGGGGGUGCCAAAGGGCGUCAGGGUGCCACACAGGGCGCUGCUCAACCGUCUGGCCUGGCAGUGGCACACCUUCCCCUACCAGCAAGGAGAGGUGUGCUGCUUCAAGACGGCGCUCACGUUUGUCGACUCACUUAGCGAGAUCUUCGGUCCAUUGCUCACCGGUCACAGCCUGGUGGUGGUGCCGAAGGCUAUGAUUCAGGCGGUGGACGACCUGGUCACGGUGCUGGACGAGGCCAAAGUGGGCCGCCUCGUCCUCGUGCCAAGCCUCCUGCGCUCCAUCCUCCUCCACUGCUCCUCCUCCCCCACCGCCCCCAAGCUCAAGACCCUCAGGCUGUGGGUGUGCUCCGGUGAAGUGCUUCCCGCCGAUAUGCUUCACGCUUUCUUCAAAACCUUUACUAACGGCCAGACCAUCUGCAACUUUUACGGAUCAACGGAGGUCAUGGGCGACGUGACCUACUUACAGUUUCAUGACCCUCGCGAGGCCACCGCCAGACUGGUCAAGAACAAGGUGCCAAUUGGUUCUCCCAUCGACAACUGUAGGAUUUAUCUGCUCGGGGCUGACGGGCAGGUGGUGAAGGAGGGCAGGAAAGGGGAGGUGUGCGCCGCCGGCCUCAACAUCGCUAGUGGCUACGUAGGCGGGGCUCAGUCGGACAAGUUCAUCCCUAACAAACACGACAAUGACCCAGAGUACAACGUUCUCUACCGCACGGGGGACUUCGGGAGGGUGGUUGACGGGGCCCUGGUUUUCGAGGGACGCGCCGACACCCAGAUCAAAGUAAGAGGUCACCGCGUAGAUCUGAUCGAGGUUGAUAUGGCGGUCAAGAAGGUCAAAGGCGUGGACAAGGUCACCAUAAUCUGCUACAGCCCCGGCGAGAUCAACCAGGUCCUCCUUGCCUUCUACACGAGUGACGAGAGCGACCUACAACCGGAAGACCUGAAGGACCAGCUAGAAACUCUCCUGCAGCCCUACAUGGUGCCGCAGGUGCUCCGCCUCCAAGACUUUCCGCUGCUGGUGAACGGUAAGGUGGACCGCCAGGAGCUGCUCAGGGUGUACGAACGACAGGCUGAAGGAGACGCCGAAGACAUCCAGAUCGACUUGGCGGGCGUGCAGGCGGGGUCACAGGAGGAGGAGGCCGCCCGCACACUCCUGCUGACGGUGGGGCGCGUGCUGGGUCCUGCCGUAUCCAAGGGGACGAGUCUGUCUCUCGAUACCAACUUCUUCAAUAUCGGCGGCAACUCCCUCAACUCCGUCUCGACUAUCAUGGCUCUCAAGGACCAGGGAUACGUCGUUGGUAUUGGCGAGUUCAUGAGGGCAACUUCACUAGGGGAGGUGCUGGCCAGUAUGAGAAAGGUGGCGGACGAUGAAGGGGACGAGGAGGAGACGGAAGUGGAGGAAAGUGGAGCGCCCGUGUGCAGUAAGGGGACGAAGCUAGACCAAUACACGGUGACGAGGCUCGCUACUCACCACAAGGACCAGGUCUUCGACCUGAUCGCGAACAGCUUCUCGAAGAAGGGUGACCUGGAAGUGUAUCUUGGCUGCGAGCCUUGGGAGUACAAAGUGCUACUGGAAUCCGGCUGGACGAGGCUGGUGGAGGACGAGCUGAGCUACGUGGUGACGCGAGCAGACAAGCCGGAGGUGGUGGUGGGCUGUUCCCUCAACUUCGAUGUGUGGAAGGAGCCAGAGCUUGAGGCGUCCCCGAAGCUCAACAUCGUGCUGGAGUUCCUCGAGGAGAUGGAGCGCCCUUGCAGGGAGAAGCUACCCAAAGGACCUGUGUUGCAUAACUUCAUGGAGGGCACCUUGAUCAACACCGGACCAGCGGAAAACGUGGAACUGAUGGAGUUUAUGGAACGGGAGAACAUACGGAUGGCGAAAAGCUUAGGGUUCGAGGCGGUCUUCACAACCAACACAUCUCCUCUCACUCAGCAAAUGUGUGAUGACGUGCUCUCGUUCACCGUCCUCCACAACCAGCAGGUCAACAAGUACGUGGCCCCGGACGGUACAAAACCCUUCGCUGCCGCCAGUGACUCCCAAUACGCCAUUACCAUCGUCAAGCUUCUGUGACCGAGAGGUUAAAAAAGAAAGGAAUAGUGGACAGGUGGAGCUAGGACAUGCGCAAACAGAUAGGUAAAGGGAAAGUACAUCAACAGGAAGACAGACAGGUGGGGGAAGUGGUAAUGGAAGAAAAUUAGUCAGCAAAGGAGAGCAGACAUGCAAGCAUCUGUGGGUAGAUUAAAGGGUUUGGAGGUCGUUAUGGGGGUAGUGGUAGCAAUGGUGUGUGUGUGUGUUCGAGGAAUUUUUUUAGAAGGAUUUACCCCCUAAAAAGGGGGAACGGGCCUUUGUCUAUGCGACGGCCCGUCGCAGGGGGGAACCCGCCGCUGGCGUGCGGCGGGUGUAGGGAAGCCUCCGCCGCCGCCACAGCCACGGGCAAAGAGGCCAAGGGUAAAAGCCGGCGAGCAGUGACGGAGGCACGGGCUCUCUGGGCAGGCGCCCAGCAGACACCCGUAGCGGUACUCGUGCGAGCAGCCGACUGGUCGACUUGACCACGGAGGGGUGGCCAUAAGCGAGGAUGACCCCACGGGUCCACCUCGCCUCCGUAGAAGGGCCACCCGGCUGCUCGCCCGAGGAGUGCUGGCGUUCCACUGUUCGAGGAAUAAUUACAAUCCUACUGAGAAAGACGAGAGCAAUAAGACAUAUACGUGCCUUUCAUACUCUAGCCUACUUGUAUUAUUUUUUUCAAGGAGCCGUUGACGAUAUAACCAUGAAGGAUGAGCCAAAAAAGAGACACAGUUUCGUGAUCGAUAGUACGUAUUUGUUAAGAAUUAGUAGAGAUGUUACUUGUUGGUUAUAGUAAUGCUGCUAUAGUCUAUCGAUUUUAACUUCGAUGCCCUUGGGCGCUCCUCAGCAGGGAUUCCCAACGGGACCGCGCUGGUGCCACAUCACUCCAUUACUCUCCUCAGAGGGGGUCUCUCUCUCUCAUUCUCUCUUGCAUGGCUGUGCGGCCUGGCGCCUGUUGCCAAGGUCCGUCUGCCAGCAACGUCGCAUGAGCCACGUGCCAAGUGAUAUGGAAGGUUUACUGAGUCGUUGUUUUUCCUUCUAAUCCCAAGCCAUGCAUAACACCAUGCAGUCGUAAUAUAUAUAUAUAUAUAUAUAUAUAUAUAUAUAUAUAUAUAUAUAUAUAUAUAUAUAUAUAUAUAUAUUCAUAUCAUAAAUAGAUAACGUACAGACUAUCACUGAGACAGAUCACCAUGCGCUGGUUAUCGCUAGAUCUGUAAAUAAUGGGGGUUUCCCCGGGCCAAGCCUCAGGGCUCAAGUUAGAGUCGAUGGACUAUAAGGAGAAAGGAAUCCCGUUAUUUUUUUAAAGUUAUAACAUGAGCCAACAUAUUCCACUUGACUCAAGAGUGGGUAGUUACAACAAUGCGCACAUUACGCAAUAUGACAAUAAAUAUAUAUAAUUUGAAUAAAACAUAGCAUGAA
Molecule: messenger RNA, 4224 nt
Organism: Eriocheir sinensis (Chinese mitten crab)
Lineage: Eukaryota; Metazoa; Arthropoda; Malacostraca; Decapoda; Varunidae
Gene: e
Product: zwittermicin A synthase ZmaJ-like
Exons: 20
Coding region: 193-2811 (872 amino acids)
Source: RefSeq, a predicted model, not a curated record